Messenger RNA from Peromyscus eremicus (cactus mouse), 1908 nucleotides. Its product is annotated as sodium- and chloride-dependent creatine transporter 1-like. The coding region runs from base 1 to 1908 and encodes 635 amino acids. Gene Ontology annotation, cellular component: plasma membrane. Gene Ontology annotation, molecular function: creatine:sodium symporter activity. The transcript has a single exon. The record is from RefSeq and is a predicted model, not a curated record. Gene Ontology annotation, biological process: neurotransmitter transport; sodium ion transmembrane transport. NCBI's taxonomy places the organism in Eukaryota, Metazoa, Chordata, Mammalia, Rodentia, Cricetidae.
AUGGUGAAAGAGAGCGUUGAGAAAGGUAUCUGUAGCAUGUCUGGCGACGAAAAGAAAGGUCCUCUCAUAGUGUCCGGGCCUGACGGUGCUCCGGCCAAGGGCAAUGGCCCCGCGGGCUUUGGGGCGCCCGGCAGCGCCCUUGCCGUGCCGCCUCGAGAGACCUGGACACGCCAGAUGGACUUCAUCAUGUCAUGCGUGGGCUUCGCUGUGGGCCUGGGCAACGUGUGGCGCUUCCCCUACCUGUGCUACAAGAACGGUGGAGGCGUGUUCCUUAUUCCCUACAUCCUGUUCGCCCUGCUUGGAGGAAUCCCCAUUUUCUUCCUGGAAAUCUCACUGGGCCAAUUCAUGAAGGCCGGCAGCAUCAACGUCUGGAACAUCUGUCCCCUAUUCAAAGGCCUGGGCUAUGCCUCCAUGGUGAUUGUCUUCUACUGCAACACCUACUACAUCAUGGUGCUGGCCUGGGGCUUCUAUUACCUGGUCAAGUCAUUCAGCACCACUUUGCCCUGGGCCACGUGUGGCCACACCUGGAACACUCCUGACUGUGUGGAGCUCUUUCGCCAUGAAGACUGUGCCAAUGCCAGCCUGGGCAACCUCACAUGUGACCAGCUUGCUGACCGUCGGUCCCCUGUCAUCGAGUUCUGGGAGAACAAAGUCUUGAGGCUCUCUGCGGGGCUGGAGGUGCCAGGGUCCCUGAACUGGGAGGUGACCCUAUGCCUACUGGCCUGCUGGGUGCUGGUCUACUUCUGUGUGUGGAAGGGGGUCAGGUCAACAGGAAAGAUCGUGUACUUCACCGCUACAUUCCCCUACGUGGUCCUCCUCGUGCUGCUGGUGCGCGGAGCGCUGCUGCCUGGAGCCCUGGAUGGUAUCGUCUACUAUCUCAAGCCUGACUGGUCGAAGCUGGGGUCCCCUCAGGUAUGGAUAGAUGCCGGGACCCAGGUUUUCUUCUCUUACGCCAUCGGCCUGGGGGCCCUCACAGCUCUAGGCAGCUACAAUCGCUUCAACAACAACUGCUACAAGGACACCAUCAUCCUGGCACUCAUCAACAGUGGGACCAGCUUCUUUGCUGGUUUUGUGGUCUUCUCCAUCCUGGGCUUUAUGGCCACAGAGCAGGGUGUGCACAUCUCCAAGGUGGCAGAAUCAGGGCCUGGCCUGGCCUUCAUUGCCUACCCACGGGCUGUCGCACUGAUGCCUGUGGCCCCACUCUGGGCUGUCUUGUUCUUCUUCAUGCUGCUGCUGCUCGGUCUGGACAGCCAGUUUGUAGGCGUGGAGGGCUUCAUCACCGGGCUCCUGGAUCUCCUCCCGGCCUCCUGCUACUUCCGUUUCCAAAGGGAGAUCUCCGUGGCCCUCUGCUGCGUCCUCUGCUUGGUCAUCGAUUUCUCCAUGGUGACCGAUGGUGGGAUGUACGUCUUCCAGCUGUUUGACUACUACUCGGCUAGCGGCACUACCCUGCUUUGGCAAGCCUUUUGGGAGUGUGUGGUGGUGGCUUGGGUUUAUGGAGCUGACCGCUUCAUGGAUGACAUUGCCUGUAUGAUUGGGUACCGACCUUGCCCCUGGAUGAAAUGGUGCUGGUCCUUCUUCACCCCAUUGGUCUGCAUGGGCAUCUUCAUCUUCAACAUUGUAUACUACGAGCCGCUGGUCUACAACAAUACCUACGUGUACCCAUGGUGGGGCGAAGCCAUAGGCUGGGCCUUUGCCCUCUCUUCCAUGCUGUGUGUGCCCCUCCACCUCCUGGGUUGUCUCCUCAGGGCAAAAGGAACCAUGGCAGAGCGCUGGCAGCGCCUGACCCAGCCUAUCUGGGGCCUCCACCACUUGGAAUACAGAGCUCAGGAUGCAGAUGUCAUGGGCUUCACCACCCUGACUCCAGUGUCUAAGCGCAGCGAGGUCGUCAUGGUGGAGAGUGUCGUGUGA